AUGGCGGCUACAUCCUACUCCACAGACCCGACGCUCUACCUCUAUACCUCCCUCACAGCCGGAUCCUCUCACAUCAUUACCGCGACUUCAAGGCUAGAAACCAUCCUCAAGGCCAACAAGAUCCCCUUUCGAGCACUGGAUUGUGCAACGGAUGAGAAGGCCCGUAUGCUAUGGGGCAGGAGAUCCAAGGGAAGAAAGCUGCCGGGCCUGGUCAAAUAUGGAGAAAUCAUCGGCGAUCUCGAGCAAAUCGAGGAGUGGAAUGAGUAUGGCGAGCUCAAAGAGCAAAUUGCUGCAACUCAAGAUUUUGGCAGCCUAACUGCCACCGCGAACCUGGCUCCACAAGUUCCGGCAACGAGCGCUUCUUCAUCCAGCCCUCCCUCGCGUGCCUCGUCCGAGACUCGCCACAUAUCGAUUGCGGAACCGACAGAGAAGGAAAAGCAUGCUGCAGCCGGGGAUGCAAAGCCAGCUUCGUCACAGAAGUCGGCCGAAUCGCACAUGAACAUGGCCAUUCGGCAGUUGGGCGCGGAAGCCGCAGCCAAAGCCACCCAAAAGAAAGGCGCUGCUGCCCAGCCUACCAAAGCCGCAGCAGUUCCCACCAAGGGGCAGAGCACCACAGACCAAGUGCCCACGGCCGCAGCUGACAGACUGAGCACGGAGGCGGCGGUGGAGUCGGCCGACACGGCCAAGGAGGUCACGGCUGCUAAAACGCCGGCUCAACUUGCCUUGGAGGGCGCUGCAAGAACUUCUGUCGACAAAAUCGCCGAGUCAAGUGAUAAACUAACUGCAGGCGGUGGAGAAGAGGCGUCGUCGUCAAAAGAAGAACAAAUCCUCGAAAUGCGACGAUCGAGUAGCAUUACAACGUCGAAGUCGAGGCUGAAUGACGUUACACCAAUAGAAGAGAGCGAUAAGGUUCUGGCAGAGCAGGAAGAGACAUCGACAGCAUCACAGUCUUCGAUCGCGGUGGCCGAGAAUGAAAUCAGUGCCGGUUCUUCUACAAGUUUACCCCAGCAGGCAGCGCCACGUAGGCAGCAUCGUGGGAGUGACAUUGGAGAAGCGACACCGGAGGAGAUUAGAGCGCUGGAAAAGAAGUUGAGUAUUCCAGAGGAGGACGAUGACGGGGAUGAUGCUGUUGAGAUACCCGAAAGCAAAGCAACCGAAGUGUCAAGCUCCGCCAAGGGCGAGAACGAGGCAGCAAAAGGGACGGAACCACAAAAGACAGAGCCGAAGGACGCGGACAAGGCUGGGGUCAACGUGGGUGACUGA
Molecule: messenger RNA, 1263 nt
Organism: Cladophialophora psammophila CBS 110553
Lineage: Eukaryota; Fungi; Ascomycota; Eurotiomycetes; Chaetothyriales; Herpotrichiellaceae
Exons: 2
Coding region: 1-1263 (420 amino acids)
Cellular component (GO): cytoplasm
Source: RefSeq, a predicted model, not a curated record